This is a messenger RNA of Dunckerocampus dactyliophorus (ringed pipefish), 2868 nucleotides long. RefSeq names its product cone-rod homeobox (gene crx). Lineage: Eukaryota; Metazoa; Chordata; Actinopteri; Syngnathiformes; Syngnathidae. Gene Ontology annotation, molecular function: RNA polymerase II cis-regulatory region sequence-specific DNA binding; DNA-binding transcription factor activity, RNA polymerase II-specific. The transcript is spliced from 3 exons. Gene Ontology annotation, cellular component: nucleus. Gene Ontology annotation, biological process: multicellular organism development; regulation of transcription by RNA polymerase II. The record is from RefSeq and is a predicted model, not a curated record. Bases 310 to 1197 code for a protein of 295 amino acids.
CCUUCCUCUAAUUAGCAGCCCGAGCGGGCGAAGAAACUCAGUGGAGCGUACUUUGCAAGGCGUGAAGGCACCCGGAGGCCUCGCCUGCGUGACACCUUGUGCACACUUGGGAAGAAGACGAAGAAGAAGACGAAGAAGUUCGGGUAAUGCUUGCGGCGCGCCGUCGUGCUCCUAAUUGAGCAAAAACAUUGUGUUGUAGAAUCAGUAGAAUAAGUAACAGCGGGGAGUCCAGUCUUUCCUGACGUCUCAGUUGAGGGUCCUCGGCUGUUGUCGUGCACACAAGAGAGGACUUGAACGUCUGCAGCCACGAUGAUGUCCUACAUAAAGCAACCUCAUUACACAAUGAACGGCUUAAAUCUGUCCGGCCCAGGCAUGGAUGUGCUGCACACCACCGUCGCUUAUCCGUCCACACCCAGGAAGCAGCGAAGGGAGCGGACUACCUUCACCAGAACACAACUGGACAUCCUGGAGGCACUGUUCUCCAAGACCCGCUACCCGGACAUCUUCAUGAGGGAGGAAGUGGCCCUCAAGAUCAACUUGCCCGAGUCACGUGUGCAGGUCUGGUUCAAGAACCGGCGUGCCAAGUGCCGUCAGCAGCAGCAGCAGAGCAGUGGCCAGUCCAAACCCCGCCCCCCCAAGAAGAAGGCCUCACCUGUGCAGGAGCCUAGCGCUCCCGAUCCCGUUCCCAACCCGACUGGCUCAUUUAGCCCCUCCCCGAUCCAGGCAGGCCCCGGUUUGGCCCAGAGUUCCAGCGCUGGAAACACCGCUGUGUCCAUCUGGAGCCCGGCCAUCUCGCCCCUCCCUGACCCCUUGGCCUCCUCCACAGCCCCUUGCAUGCAGAGGCCCUCACCUUACCCCAUGAGCUACGGUCAGCCGUCAGCCUACAGCCAGGGCUACGCCAGCACCACCUCUUACUUCACCGGUCUGGACUGCAGCGCCUACCUGUCCCCUAUGCACUCGCAGCUGUCGGGCACCGGGGGCGCUCUCAGCCCCAUCACCGUGCCCUCCAUGGGGGGCUCCCUAAGCCAGUCGCCGGCCUCGCUGUCUUCACAGGGCUACAGCACUGCCUCCUCCUUGGGCUUCACCUCUGUUGACUGCCUGGACUACAAGGACCAGCAGGCCUGGAAACUGGGCUUCACCACAAUGGACUGCCUGGACCAUAAGGACCAAAACUCCUGGAAGUUCCAGGUCCUCUAGAAAAGCGACGCUAGCUGGCGUUUUGUGUAUUGUUAGUGCGAGGCGUGCUGCUUCCUCGUUUGUAUGAGUUUGAUGUUAUUUACUCGUAGUGAAGAUAUUCACCUGAAUACAUUUGGACUACAAGCACGCUCAGAAGCCUUUCAGGAGUUUGUAGGAAAAGACUGGAGUCCUGCACAUGGAGACACCUCUAUGUUACACGACAGCGAUUUUGAUUUAUUUUGACUUAUUUAUUUCGUUUGAUGUCAUUUGCUCACAUCUAGAUAUUCUUGAGCGUUUGUGUUCAGUACUAUACAGUGUUAGCAGUUAGUGGACGACGCUUAGGACCUUCUGUUGUAGCUCAGUGUCAUUAAAGCCGUUUAUUCUCUACACUUCUGUGCACUGAUAAUCACUGGAAGUUUGAAGUCUGUACACUUGGAGCUGUUCUGUUAGUGGAGGGGUGUCCAAAGUGCGGCAUAUUCUAAAAAGUCAUGAUUAAUGAGAUAUUAUUAGAUACAGUGGAACCCGUUUGUCGACAGUCAAGUCCCCGGUCCUUCUUGUUAUUGCUAAAAAGUGCCCGUUUAGGUGACGUCGACAUACAUGGUCGUCAGAAAAUCUGAGAUCCAAAGGGGUCGCUUCUGUGAAAAAUGGGUUCGUUUAUGACGACCUGUGCUGUCGUACGCCAUCUUCAUCAUCAUUGCUAAGCAGCUUGAAAUAAAGUGGAUUUGUGCGAAAUCACAGUUUAUUUUUAUUUUCGGCUAUGUCGACCACCGCUUAUGUCGAUGAGAGUCAGCCAGUACGUGGGACGUCGACUAAAACGGGUUCCACUGUGUAACACUAAUUUGCUUUGUCACCUGCAGCGCGGAGCUAAAAUGUGGAUGUUUUCUUCCAAUAGCUUAGUUUUGACCUACAUUGGAUCGCGUUUAGCAUCGAUGUAUCCAAGUGGCGUCAAGUUUGUAUGCUGCGAGACGGAAGCACUUCCAGACAGAGGUCCGUUGUAGAGGUGGACCGUCAUAUGGCCUGGCAUGGCGGCCUUCACUUGGUCCAUCUUGGUUAUUUUAGUUGAUCUCAUUCUGGGAGUGUCCCAAUCCUCUUAGCCUCCCUUCAGCAAUGCCCUAAGUGAAUUAGUUGGGAUUAUUGCCCUGUCCUCCUCUCUUUCUGUCUCUCACCAAUCUCUGUCACCUCCUCUCCUUCCUCUCCUGGCUGUUUUGUGCCUCCCUCCUUCUCGUCUAUCUUUGUCUUUGCUCAUUCUGUCCCCGUUUAUAUGUCCUCUCUUCCGUUUGCGCGCCUCCUAUGUUAGUUUAGUCGUGCAUCCAUUUAAAAAAAAACAACAAAAAAACAAGUGAUUCGGACAUGCCCGCAUACCAAUCCCGGUGGUUCCUCUACUUUCAGCCCUUUACGACAAUCCCACGCUGCUCUUCGGAAAAUGUGGUAAUCCCAAUGUGACCCGAUUACUGCCACGCAAACCUCAAAACUUACACAGGAACAUUUGAGACAAGCGUGUGCAAAUGCAUCCCGACCCUACAGUUGUCGUUACCUGUACAUGUUUGUUUUGAAAUCUUAUACAUCAUAUUAGUCAUUUGGAGGCAUUGUCGUUGAGUGGUUGUUACUGCAUAAAUGGAGUCGCUCCAAAGAGAUGCUGGAUGUAAUUGUGUUAUGUAAAGAAUAAAAGUAAAUUCUAUUUGUUGCUUUGUA